Molecule: messenger RNA, 828 nt
Organism: Fulvia fulva
Lineage: Eukaryota; Fungi; Ascomycota; Dothideomycetes; Mycosphaerellales; Mycosphaerellaceae
Exons: 1
Coding region: 1-828 (275 amino acids)
Source: RefSeq, a predicted model, not a curated record
AUGGACAUAAUCCUCGGCCUCGGCAUCGCCCUCCCCGUUGUAACAACAACCGGCAUUUCAGUAACCACAGGCGUCGCACAAGGCGUCCAAGAACAACACAAACAAAACGCCGAUGCCUCAAACCAAACCCGCAUGCUUAAAUUCCACCUCGACGUCUGGGUCGACGCCCCUCACCGCAAAGGCCCCGGUGCCUCCCUCCACGGUGGCAUCGUAACAAUCCGAGACGGGAAAGUCUGGAUCGAACCUAAGAACUCUACAACGAAUUUACCUGAGCACAUGGCGAAAGGGUCUCAUCCUUUCACGGGGUUCUAUCUUGCGUAUCCAGAUGAUAAUAGAUCUUAUACCCGCGGAAUUGUUACGACGAUUAGUGUCGACCCGCCCAUGUUGAAUUGGAUGUACAUCGAUAAAGAUAGCUAUGAGUGCCGCGUCGCGUCCCGGUCGGGGUCUAUCAUGCAUCAUGUCGGGGACUACGACUGGACUUCUGACGAUAACGAGAAUUCCAUGGUGACAUUCGACGAAUUGGAAGGUUUCGUCGCUGUGCAGGAACGGGAGGAGGGAGAUGAGAUGGGGUGGGCGCUGUAUUUUGAUUUGGAUGAUGAUGGGUUGAAGGGGAAGAGGAAGGAGAGUGGGAAGGGGAAUGUGGUGGAGGUGCAUUUGCAGAGGAGAGUUAUUACGGGGCAGGAGGUUAAUAAGUGGGGGUUGAAGGAGGAGGGGAAUAUGGGGUUUAAGGCGACGGAGGAGGUUAAUAAGUUGAGGAAGGAGAAGAGGGAGGGAAAGGAGCAGGGUGGUGGUGGUGGUGGUGAUGAGGCUGGGCAGGCGGCGGGUUGA